Messenger RNA from Erpetoichthys calabaricus (reedfish), 2437 nucleotides. RefSeq names its product tripartite motif-containing protein 16-like. The record is from RefSeq and is a predicted model, not a curated record. The transcript is spliced from 6 exons. Gene Ontology annotation, molecular function: protein binding; zinc ion binding. NCBI's taxonomy places the organism in Eukaryota, Metazoa, Chordata, Cladistia, Polypteriformes, Polypteridae. The coding region runs from base 76 to 1755 and encodes 559 amino acids.
CCACCUGGAAGUCAUCGACGAGUUUUUCACAUUCGAAUUUUAACGCCGACCUUUCACUCGAGAUCGUCGUUCACGAUGGCAGCACCUCAGCUUUCUCUGUCCACUGAUCGGUACUCGUGCUCGGUGUGCCUGGACGUCCUGAAGGAGCCCGUCACCAUCCCGUGUGGACACAACUACUGUAUGCGCUGUAUAAAUGACUACUGGGACCAGUCGGACAAAGAGAGGGUCUACAACUGUCCUCAGUGCAGAAGGACAUUUAACGUGAGACCAGAGCUCAACAAAAAUGCAAUGUUAAAGGACAUAAUUGAGAAUUUAAAAUCCAGGGAAGCCGAUGUGGACCCAGCCUGGAGUUGUGCCGAACCUGACGAUGUCCCCUGUGAUGUUUGUCCAGUUAGAAAUCGGAGAGCCGUGAAGACCUGCAUGACCUGCAUGAUCUCCUACUGUGAGACUCACCUGCAGCCACACAAGGAGAAUGGCGCCUACAAAAGACACAAACUGGAGGAGCCGACUGGAAACCUGGAAGAGAAACUCUGCGCAAAACACCAGGAGGUCCUAAAAAUCUUCUGUAGGAUCGACGAGACCUGCGUCUGCUUGAUGUGUGCGGUGACCGAACACAAGAGUCACGACACGGUGACACCUGAGGAGGAGAGAGCGGAGAGACAGACUCAGCUGGAAAACAAAAUGACUGAAAUGAAAAGUCAAAUGGAGGAGAAAGAGAAGGAACUGGAGGAGAUCAAGGAUAUGGUGAUGGUGAUUCAGAUUUCUGCUGAGAAGGAAAUUCAAGAAUACGAGAAGACCUUCAGGGCUGUGCUUGAGUCCAUUGAGAGGCUGAGGUCAGAGGUCACCAUGGUCAUUAGAGAGUAUGAGAGGAGGGAAGUGGGAAAGGCCGAAGAGCUCAUCAAGCGACUGGAGAAGGAGAUUGAGGCACUGAAGAGGAGAGAUGCUGAGCUGGCCGAGCUCUCACAGACAGACGACCACAUCCACUUUCUAAAGAAGUUCCUGUCUUUCUGUGACCCCCCUAGAGAGGAAGAUGGAACUGACAUCACCAUUGAUAUCGAUAUUUUCCGGAGGACUCUGGAUCUGUGUGACCUGAUGAAGAGUCUGGAGGAUGUCAGUGACUGGGAGUUUGUGAAGACCAGUGAGACCGGAGCUGAUGAUUCAAGUCACAUCCUGCAGAAUCUGAGAUGUAGAAAUCACCUUUUAAAGUACUUCUGUCCACUCACCCUGGACCCCAACACGGCACACAGACUCCUGUGCCUGUCUGAAGAGAACAGGAAGGUGACAUGUGAGGUGACAGAGAGCCUGUAUCCCAAUCACCCUGAUAGAUUUGACCAUUGGAACCAAGUUCUGUGCACAGAGGCAUUGAGUGGGACCCGCUGCUACUGGGAGGUCGAGUGGAGUGGAGACGAGACAGCAAUUGGAGUCGCAUGUAAAGGAAUUCACAGGAAAGGAAACGGUGUCGAGAUCCUCCUUGGGUACAAUGACAAGUCCUGGGUUUUGUGCUAUGAUGAUUGCGUAUAUGUUUUCUGGUUUAAUAAGAUGCAUACUGUAAUUGACGCCCCCUACAGUCACAGAAUAGGCAUCUAUCUGGACUGUCCAGGUGGCUCUUUGUCCUUUUAUGCCAUCUCAGAAGACACAGUGACCCUCCUGUACAGGUUCAAGGCGUCCUUUGAUGAGCCACUCUAUGCAUCGUUUCAUGUUCCUCUACCAGACUCUAGUGUGACAAUCUGCUCCCUUCUGGCCAGUAGCGAAUGACAUCUGCCGGUCACCUCACAUUUCUGUCACACUGGCUGAAUUGUAACUUUAGAGACGAGGAAAAUUCCAGAGAUCCACCAGCCUUCAAUGUGGCUGAGAGAGAACAGACACUUUUCAGCUAAGUUCCCUUCCUAGAUAUUCCCAGUGAAAGCCCCUCAAUCCUUCACCCCUAUUUUGUGUUUAAUACUCUCAAUGACCACAUGGCGGCAACCUCUUAAUGGUUUAAAAUUAAAAUUCAGCCUCAUGCGUGACAGAGACCAAAGCCAUGGGGACAGACAUGUCAUGAGAGUCAAGUCCUUGUCAUCUGCAAUUUUUAGUUCAUUUAAUUUGGUGUCUUAAACGGGUGUUAAACGAGGUCAGGGCUGACUGGUCCACUCUUUCUGUUUGUUUUAUUACGGUCCAGUCCUAUGGCACAGCUCUGUCCUCACAGCACCAGGGUUCAGAUCUUGCCUUGGUCAGGCUCAGUGGGGGGUUUCCAUGUACCCUCAGUGUUCAUUUGUUUCACUGAGUCUUUCAGUUUAUCCCCCAAAUCUCACAGAUCUUAGUUUUAGAUCCCCUGUUGUGUGAGUUCAUCCCCUCCUCUGAUGGAUCAGCAUCCUCUUCAAGGUCAACUCCUGCCUUGUUAACAGGAGACCCUGAGACUUCUCACCACUGAACAGUUGGUUUGAGGGGCUUGGAUGGA